Messenger RNA from Ichthyophthirius multifiliis, 3963 nucleotides. RefSeq lists its product as hypothetical. The record is from RefSeq and is a predicted model, not a curated record. Gene Ontology annotation, cellular component: dynein complex. The transcript is spliced from 2 exons. Lineage: Eukaryota; Ciliophora; Oligohymenophorea; Hymenostomatida. Gene Ontology annotation, biological process: microtubule-based movement. Gene Ontology annotation, molecular function: dynein light intermediate chain binding; dynein intermediate chain binding; minus-end-directed microtubule motor activity.
AUGGACCCUUCUGCUGAAACUAUCAUAGAUUGUCUAUUUAAGUGUAUUUAAGAUGGGGUAAACUCUAUUUAGGUUUUCGAAAGGUGGAGUAGACAUUCGGAUAUGGGAAAAUAUAUUAGUAUUUUGGAAGAAUGGGAUGAUGUAGUAAAUGAAGGGUGGAAGGAAGGUAAUAAUAGUGUAUAUUUAAAUGCUUAAGAAAUUAUUGAUAAGGAAUUAUUGGAAAAUUGUAAUUUAAAGGAACUUAUUUUAUAGGCUUUUGAUAGAUGUAAAGAAGAAAUUAGAAACAAUUUCGAAAACUAUCUUUUGUAGUUUUGGGAAAAUGAAUAGAUUAACAUUGAAAUUUUCAAAAACGAAAAAUUAAGAAAUGCAGGAGAUAUGUUCUUUUGGUCUAUAAAAAAACUAUAAGAAUAAAAAGAAAGCUUAGAAAGAGAAUUAACUAGCGUUUUUGAUUUAGGUUUAUUAAAAAUUGAUAGCAGUAAAAUAAGAAAAAAAAUAGUGCCUUAACCAAAUGAAAUUAUAAAGGUUUUUGCUAAUUUCAUGCCUAUAAUGAUAUAAGAAAGGACUUAUUAAAUUAAAAAAUGGAUGGAUGAUGUAACAUAAUAAUUAAUAGGAGGUGGUAAUAAUAUAGAUGAUUUUGUAAAUAAAUAAAAUUCAUUAAGGAAUAUAUAGAAAUAACUUCCAAUAUAUAAAAUGAAAUUUUCAGAUAUAUGUAGUAUCAGAAAUAUAAUAUUAGAAAAUAAAUUUGAAAUGAAAAAAGACGAUAUGUAAUUAAUUAAUGAAACAUAAAAUGUUUAAAAAAGACUUGAAUAAACUAUUUAAUAAUGCGAAGAAAUGUCUGAAAGAAAUGCUGAAAAAUACAUGAAAGAUGUAAAAGAAGUUCUUAUUCCAACACUAAUGAAGGAAGCUUUUGAUACUAAUCUUCUUUUGUAAGAUAUGAAAUAUCUCUCACAUGAUAUAGACACUGAUUAGGCUAUAAUGGAGCUUGAAGAAUUAUAUAAUAAAGCCAGGUAGUUAUCUGAAAAUUCCAAAAUAUAUAACCAUUACGAGAAUACACUUGGCUUAUAAAUUAGCAGAUUUGAAGAAAUCGAAAAUCUAAUACAAGAAUCCAAUUUAAUAUAUUUAAUGUGGAAAUCGCUAAAGGAAUGGAAAAAACUUACUUAAGGGUGGAUUGGAGGGAAGUUUAAUAAUAUAGACACAGAAGAAAUUCGAUAAAAAGCUGAAUUUUAUUCCAAAAUAAUGCAGAGAUGUGACAAAAGACUGCCUUAAAAUGUCAUUUUGACAGAACUUAAAUAAAUUGUGAAUAGUUUUAAAGACACAAUGCCUGUAGUUAUUGCUUUAAGAAAUAAAAACUUAAAAAACUAUCAUUGGGAUGCUAUAAAGAAGAUUAUAGGGAAAGAAUUUGAAAUAAACGAUGAAUUUACACUAAAAAAUUUAAUUGACAUGAACGUAGUUUAAUUCAUGGACGAAAUUUAGGAAGUCUCCACAUAGGCUACUUAAGAGACUGUUUUAGAAAAAUAAUACACUAACAUAAAGGAAAAAUGGGAGAAGUAAGAAUUCGAACUAGCGCCCUAUAAACAUUAUUAGUUAAGGACUAAAGAAGCUUAUGUUUUGGACUGUGUGGAUGAUUUAUUUGCUAGUCUAGAUGAAUAUUUGGCUAAUUUAAAUAAUAUAUUAGGUUCUAGAUAUUUAAAGAAAAUGAGAUAAGAUGUCGAAAAACUACAAAAAAACGUUCUUUAUUGUCAGGAAACAAUUGACGAUAUGCUCGCAGUCUAAAAAAACUGGAUUUAUUUAGAAAACAUAUUCUCUUCUAACGAAAUAAAAAAUAAAUUAAAAGAAGAAACUGUAUAAUUUGAACAUGUAGAUAAAUUCUUUAAAAACCAAAUGGGAAAAGCCUGCAAACUAAAAUGUAUAAUAAAAGUCAUUUCUAUAAAGGAGAAAUCCCUAAAUACAUGGCGUAAGCAUAAAGACACCCUCAACAACAUACAAAAAGCCCUAGAUAAUUACCUAGAAGAUAAAAGGGUCGAAUUCCCUCGUUUUUAUUUUCUUUCUAACGAUGAACUAAUUGAAAUUAUGGCAAAAGCAGGUGAUAUAGAAGCUAUACAAAAAAACCUUAAAAAAUGUUUUGAUGGAAUCUACAGACUGAAUAUGGACUAAAACGCCACAAAUAUGAUCAAAGGCAUAAUUUCCCCCGAAGGCGAAAACCUCAAUUUCUCAAAAGACCUCCCUGCAAAAGGCGAAGUUGAAAAAUGGCUGAAUUUAGUCUAAGAAUAUAUGAGGGAUUCUAUGAAAAAAUACUUUAAAAAAUGCCGCACUGAUUCUGAUGUAAAAGACCGAAAAGACUGGGUUUUGCUUCACCCGGCUUAAAUAGUGGCCACAAUCUCAAAUAUACAAUGGACUUAUUACACUGAAGUAUCUAUAAUAAGUGCAGCUGAUGAUAAUGGUAAUUCUCUAUUUAAUUGGUAUACUGCAAAUCUGGAAUAUCUGGAUGAAUUAACUCGAUUAAUUACAUCAGGCUUAGAUCCUGUUAAACAUAAAAGUAUAGUCGCCUUAAUUACUUAGGAUGUACAUGCGAGAGAUAUUCUGGAAGGUUUAUGUGAGGAUUCUGUGACAUCAGUGAAUGACUUUAGUUGGUUGAAAUAACUGAGAUAUUAUUACGAAGAAGAGGAUGUUUAGGUUAAAUAAGUUAAUUAGAAAAUCAAGUAUGGAAAUGAGUAUUUAGGGGCUACUUCUAGAUUAGUUAUUACUCCUCUAACUGAUAGAUGCUGGAUUACUAUUACUGGAGCUUUGGGUAUUAAACUAGGAUGCGCUCCGGCUGGUCCUGCGGGUACUGGAAAAACGGAAUCAACAAAAGAUUUAGCUAAAGCAUUAGGAAUGUUAUGCGUUGUAUUUAAUUGUUCUGACUAAAUAGAAUAUUAGAUGAUGGGUAGACUUUUUUCUGGUUUAGCUUAAUAAGGAGCCUGGGCAUGUUUAGAUGAAUUCAAUCGUAUAGACAUAGAAGUACUUUCCGUUAUAGCUUAAUAAUUACUAACUAUUAGGUAAGCUUUAAUGAAAGGAAUCAAAGAAGACGAGACUUUUCUAUUUAUAGAUCGAGAAAUACACCUAAAAGCUGACGGUUAUGGAGUUUUCAUUACCAUGAACCCCGGAUAUGCGGGCAGAACAGAGCUUCCUGAUAAUCUAAAAGUCCUUUUCCGACCAGUUUCAAUGAUGAUUCCUGACUAUCGUUUAAUCGCUGAAAUAAUGCUUUUCGCUGAAGGCUUCGAAAACGCUAAGCCUUUAUCAAAAAAAAUGGUUUAAUUAUACAAAUUGUCUUCCGAGUAAUUAUCUCAAUAAGACCAUUAUGAUUUCGGUAUGAGAGCAGUUAAAAGCGUGCUAGUGAUGGCUGGAACACUCAAAAGGGCAGAACCGGAUUUAAAGGAAGACGUAGUAUUAAUUAGGGCAAUGAGAGACUCUAAUAUUCCUAAAUUUUUGAAGGACGAUCUGCCCCUUUUCUAGGCUUUGAUUUAGGACCUUUUCCCUAAUGAAGUCAUUCCAAAUCCUGACUAUACUGAAAUUUCUAAUUAAAUAAACCUUUCUUUCAAUACUCUUGGAUUAUAGAAUGUUGCUUUAAUGAAGGAAAAAUGCAUCUAGCUUUUCGAUACUUUCAAUGUAAGAUUUGGUGUGAUGUUAGUCGGUUAAACUACUUCUGGGAAAACAACUUGUUUUUAAUUAUUAUAAGAUUGUAUGACUGAACUCAAAAAAAACAAAAAUACUACAGAUAAGAGAUUUUAGGAAGUAAUAACUCACAUAGUGAACCCAAAAUGUAUAAGCAUGGGUGAAUUAUAUGGGGAAGUAAAUCCUUUUACAUAAGAAUGGCAGGAUGGCUUAGCCUCUUAAAUUAUGAGAAAUUCCUCUAGUGAUGAAACUGAAUUAAGAUAAUGGGUAGUUUUUGACGGGCCAGUAGAUGCUUUAUGGAUUGAAAUAUGA